AUGGCCCAAGGAGCGGUCAAGAAGUCGAAGUCGGCAUCUUCCACUGCCAAAAGACCGUCCGCCCUGGGCCCUAAAAAGGGUGCCCGUGCAAUUGCCCCCAAAAAAGCGGCCCUGGUCAAGCAGAAAAAAUUAACAAAGGUGUGCAACAUCAUCCUAGGCCUGUUCGCCAUCAACCUGAAACUCUCCGCCGGUCUUACCGCUAAAAUGGAACGAAACCUCGCUGAGAAAGCAGGUCACUUGGAACUACUCCGUGGGGGGAAGAAAGAUGGCACUGGCAAGAAGAAAUGA
Molecule: messenger RNA, 288 nt
Organism: Uncinocarpus reesii 1704
Lineage: Eukaryota; Fungi; Ascomycota; Eurotiomycetes; Onygenales; Onygenaceae
Exons: 3
Coding region: 1-288 (95 amino acids)
Source: RefSeq, a predicted model, not a curated record